UUUUGGGAGGUGAUCAGUGACGAACAUGGCAUUGACCCAACUGGAACUUACCACGGAGACAGUGACCUGCAGCUGGACAGGAUCAAUGUAUACUACAAUGAAGCUUCAGGUGGAAAAUAUGUGCCCCGUGCUGUACUCGUCGAUCUGGAGCCUGGCACUAUGGACUCUGUGAGGUCUGGACCUUUUGGACAGGUCUUCAGACCAGACAACUUUGUUUUCGGUCAGAGUGGUGCUGGCAACAACUGGGCCAAGGGCCAUUACACAGAAGGUGCAGAGCUGGUGGACUCUGUCUUGGAUGUGGUGAGGAAGGAGGCAGAAAGCUGUGACUGCCUGCAGGGCUUCCAGCUCACACACUCCCUCGGUGGUGGAACGGGUUCUGGCAUGGGCACUCUGCUCAUCAGCAAGAUCCGUGAAGAAUACCCCGACCGCAUCAUGAACACCUUCAGUGUGGUGCCUUCCCCCAAAGUGUCUGACACAGUUGUAGAGCCUUACAAUGCUACACUAUCAGUGCAUCAACUAGUCGAAAACACAGAUGAGACCUAUUGCAUCGACAAUGAAGCCCUCUACGACAUCUGCUUCCGCACUCUCAAACUCACGACCCCCUCGUACGGGGACCUCAACCACCUGGUCUCCGCCACCAUGAGCGGCGUCACCACCUGUCUCAGGUUCCCUGGGCAGCUCAACGCUGACCUGCGGAAGCUGGCCGUGAACAUGGUGCCUUUCCCUCGUCUGCACUUCUUCAUGCCAGGCUUUGCUCCCCUCACAAGCAGAGGUAGCCAGCAAUACAGAUCCCUCACAGUACCCGAGCUGACCCAGCAGAUGUUCGACGCCAAGAACAUGAUGGCCGCAUGCGACCCACGUCAUGGACGCUACCUGACGGUGGCUGCCAUCUUCCGUGGCCGCAUGUCCAUGAAGGAGGUGGACGAGCAGAUGCUCAACGUGCAGAAUAAGAACAGCAGCUACUUUGUCGAAUGGAUCCCCAACAAUGUCAAGACCGCCGUCUGUGACAUUCCUCCCCGAGGCCUCAAAAUGGCCGCCACAUUCAUCGGUAACAGCACAGCCAUCCAGGAGCUGUUCAAGCGCAUCUCUGAGCAGUUCACUGCCAUGUUCAGGCGCAAGGCUUUCCUCCACUGGUACACCGGGGAGGGUAUGGAUGAGAUGGAGUUCACAGAGGCCGAGAGCAACAUGAACGACCUGGUGUCAGAGUACCAGCAGUACCAAGAUGCCACUGCUGAGGAAGAGGGAGAGUUUGAGGAGGAGGGUGAGGAAGACCUUGCCUAA
This is a messenger RNA of Menidia menidia (Atlantic silverside), 1281 nucleotides long. NCBI's taxonomy places the organism in Eukaryota, Metazoa, Chordata, Actinopteri, Atheriniformes, Atherinopsidae. The record is from the annotation of a GenBank genome assembly.